GAUUCGGGUAAUUGACAUGAAAAUGAUGCAUAAUAAAAGCAAACGUUAUUUUAUUUUUUUUUUUACUUAAUUUCUUAUGUCUAAAUUUCUUUUUCUUUUCAUUUUGGGGGUUGAAAUAUGACCUGGCUAUAUUUUUGUGAGAAUAAUUUUCACCAUAUGCCUUUACUGUUAGAUGUACCCCAGCACAAGGGUGCACACCCAAAACUGUCUGUAAAGUGACUCUGUAUGUAAUGUUUUUGGGUUUUUUCUUUCCUCUGUAAAUAUUGGUUCUAGCUGUGUGUGCAUCCAUAAGGAAAGUUAUAAUUAGCACAUAUGGGGAUGACUGGGGAAGGGUCACGUUCCCUCUUGAGGUUCGGAAGAAAAUAGAAUAAAGUAUUUAUAAGUUAGAUAAUGAGAUACAAGUCUUGUUGAUUUGUUUAUGCAUGUGCUUUUAGGGGGUUUGGGGGCCAAAUGUAAAGAUGAACAAGAGUUUGACAACAGAGAAGUGGGAGGGUCGAGUUAAAGAGAGAGAGAGAGAGGGGUGGGGGCACAGACAGAGAGAUUUAUUUCCACAGCUGACAGUAAAGCUCCCGUCCCGCACUCGUUUUUGGAGGUGAAAGAGGGACUAAGAGAGGGACGAAGUUAAAAACUCAGAGAAAGUGGAUAAAUAAAACAGACAGUAUGGAUACCUUGGCUUUAGAGGCCACGCAGCCCAAAAAAGCUCAGAACGGAGCACCAGUGCUCGGGCCCCCCACCCCUGCCAAACGCAAACCAGCUAAAAAGACUAAGAAAGCUGUGGUGUUUUUCGAGGUGGAGAUUCUGGACGCCAAGACGAAGGACAAGCUCUGCUUCCUGGACAAGGUCGAGCCCAAUGCCACCAUCGGGGAAAUCAAGUCCAUGUUCCACAAGAGUCACCCUCAGUGGUAUCCGGCCCGACAAUCCAUUCGUUUGGAUCCCAAGGGAAAAUCACUGAAGGACGAGGAUGUGCUGCAGCACCUGCCUGUGGGAACAACAGCCACCUUCUACUUCAGAGACCUGGGAGCCCAGAUCAGCUGGGUCACGGUGUUUCUGACCGAGUACGCCGGCCCGCUGCUCAUCUAUCUGAUGUUUUACUUCCGAGUGCCGUUUAUCUAUGCUCCUAAAUAUGACUUUACCACCAGCAAACACUGGGUUGUACAUUUGGCGUGCAUGUGUCACUCCUUCCACUAUGUGAAGAGACUCCUGGAAACACUGUUCGUCCAUCGCUUCUCGCACGGGACUAUGCCUCUGCGCAACAUCUUCAAGAACUGCACGUACUACUGGGGAUUUGCAGCUUGGAUGGCUUACUACAUCAACCACCCUCUGUACACGCCGCCCAUCUAUGGAGAACAGCAGAUCAGACUGGCCCUCAUCGUGUUCCUGUUCUGUCAGAUCGGAAACUUCUCCAUCCACAUUGCUCUGAGAAAUCUUCGUCCUCCAGGAUCUAAGACUAGGAAGAUCCCAUAUCCGACUAAAAACCCGUUUACGUGGAUCUUCCUGCUGGUGUCCUGCCCCAACUACACGUAUGAGCUGGGCUCGUGGCUGGGCUUCACUCUGAUGACCCAGUGUCUGCCCGUGGCCGCCUUCACGCUGGUGGGCUUCAUUCAGAUGACCGUGUGGGCGAAAGGAAAACACCGCAGCUACCUGAAGGAGUUCCGGGACUAUCCCACGCUCCGCUCGCCCAUCCUGCCCUUCAUCCUGUAGGACAGAGUCACGCAGUGUUCCCCUCGUCUUUUUAACCUUUUCUUCUCGUCUUGUCCUCCCCUUAUCAUCUCUUUUAUACUGUGUCCAUGUCUCGCCUCUAUUCGUUUCACAUGCCUAUUUCCUGCAUUUGCUCAUCUCUUGGAGUGGACUGAUUCUGAAUAAUAAAGUCAGCUCAGAUCCAGAACCUCCAGAAGCUUCGCUCUAAUGGCUCCAUAUCGCCCUCUGUGGGUUGGAUGAUGUCGGUCAUCUGAGGAAAUCUCCUGAAAAUUAUCAAGAGCAUGUCCAGAUAAUAAUUCAGUCAAAGAAAUAAGAACUUAUAUUUCGCACGAAGACAGUAGAGCACAUUUUAGUACAAUCAAGAUUUUGGCAUUAUUUUCAUGAUUGAAAACAUCCUCAGUUAUCAGUAGCUGAUGUGGUGUAAAAAAAAAAAAAGUAGUAUACAACAUGAACAUGUUGUACUGAAUUAAUGAUAUAUAUAUUUUUUUUUGCAUUACAUUCAUGAAAAUUUGAAGGGAGAAUGAAAUGUCAUUCAGUAUUCCCCCCCCCCGUAGCUCAUUUGUGCUCAGCUGCUGGGGAUCAUUUUGUAUUUUGAGUGCACUUCGUGCUAAUGUAUCUGUUUUUGAGAUCUCUGAUAUGCACUGACAAUGUGAUGGCUGUGACUUGCAGUAAAGAUGUUUAGUUCUGCGUGUCACUCAAUAACCAAACCACUAACAGGAGGACCUGAGGUGACCGGCUGAAGACCAGAUACUGUAUUCAGCACUGUAGAGACAAGUUUCCAAGUGUGAUUAUUAGGCUACACGUGAAGCUAAAGCUAACUUGGCGCAGACUGCAGAUGUCAGAACUGUUUUGUUGACCUAACAAUUUAUAUAAAAUAAUUAAAAAAAACACUGUCAUUG
Cyprinus carpio (common carp) is the source of this 2597-nucleotide messenger RNA. Its product is annotated as very-long-chain enoyl-CoA reductase-like. Gene Ontology annotation, molecular function: oxidoreductase activity, acting on the CH-CH group of donors. Gene Ontology annotation, biological process: very long-chain fatty acid biosynthetic process. Lineage: Eukaryota; Metazoa; Chordata; Actinopteri; Cypriniformes; Cyprinidae. The record is from RefSeq and is a predicted model, not a curated record.